This is a messenger RNA of Sus scrofa (pig), 1205 nucleotides long. It is a transcript of the gene HSD17B3, whose product is annotated as hydroxysteroid 17-beta dehydrogenase 3. Gene Ontology annotation, biological process: steroid biosynthetic process. NCBI's taxonomy places the organism in Eukaryota, Metazoa, Chordata, Mammalia, Artiodactyla, Suidae. Gene Ontology annotation, cellular component: endoplasmic reticulum. The record is from RefSeq and is marked validated. Gene Ontology annotation, molecular function: testosterone dehydrogenase (NADP+) activity.
UGGCAUGUACCCAGUGUCCUCAGAAGGGGUCUGACACUCCUCCAGACAAGCUGCACUUGCCCUUGAAGGCUGUGAAGACCCGGACCAGGUCUGAAACAGCAUCUGCCGUAGUGCCAUCAUGGGAGACAUUUUGGGACAGUUCUUCAUUUUUGUAGGGCUGCUGGUGUGCCUGGUUUACCUGGCGAAGUGUGUGCGAUUCUGCAAAUGUAUUUUCCUGAACUUCUGGAGAGUUUCGCCAAGGUCUUUCUUGAUGUCAAUGGGACAGUGGGCAGUGAUCACUGGAGCCGGAGAUGGGAUUGGGAAAGCUUAUUCAUUCGAGUUAGCAAGACAGGGACUCAACGUCGUGCUUAUCAGCCGGACACUGGAAAAACUACAGACCAUUGCUGCGGAGAUUGAGUGGACGAUAGGGACUAGCGUCAAGAUUAUACAAGCAGAUUUUACUAAAGAUGACAUCUAUGAAGAUAUUAAAGAAAAACUUAAAGGCUUAGAAAUUGGAAUUUUAGUCAACAACGUUGGGAUGCUUCCAAACCUUCUCCCAAGCCAUUUCCUUAACACACCAGAUAACAUCCAGAGUGUCAUCCACUGUAACAUCACCUCGGUUGUGAAGAUGACACAGCUGAUUCUGAAACACAUGGAAUCAAGGCAGAAAGGUCUCAUCUUGAACAUAUCUUCUGGGGUGGCCCUCUUUCCCUGGCCUCUGUACUCCAUGUAUUCGUCUUCCAAGGCUUUUGUGUGCACGUUCUCCAAGGCACUGCAAGCAGAAUAUGAAGCGAAAGGAAUCAUUAUCCAGGUGCUGACCCCACAUGCUGUUUCAACCCAAAUGACCAACUAUCUAAACACCAACAUGAUAACCAAGACUGCUGAUGAGUUUGUUAAAGAAUCAUUGAAGUAUGUCACGAUUGGAGAUGAAACCUGUGGCUGCCUCGCCCAUGAAAUCUUGGCGAUCAUUCUGAGCCUGAUCCCAUCACGGGUCUUCUACAGCAGCACGUUUCAGAAGAUGGUCCUGACACACUAUGUGAAAUAUCUCAAGCAGAACUUCAACCUCAGAUAGGCUGGGGGCGCUGAUGUGCCUUCCAGCAUUGCUUUCUUCCCCAAGCACCACUGGCUGCCAAGGACCAAGGAACAGACCAGUACCAUCACCUUCCUGAAGCUGGAGGAGCCCCUGUCACUGAUGUAAUACCUAGCAUUAAACUUGGUUUUUUUUU